Pygocentrus nattereri (red-bellied piranha) is the source of this 858-nucleotide messenger RNA. RefSeq names its product vitelline membrane outer layer protein 1-like. The record is from RefSeq and is a predicted model, not a curated record. The transcript is spliced from 5 exons. Lineage: Eukaryota; Metazoa; Chordata; Actinopteri; Characiformes; Serrasalmidae. Bases 137 to 724 code for a protein of 195 amino acids.
UGACUGGACAGCUGAAACGUGUGUUGUGUGUUACGCGUCCUGACUAAAUAUAAAGCAACUUCGGAUCUGGACAGCCCAUCAUACAGCUCUUCUAGACCCACAGUGACCAGUUUGACAGUCCACUGAGGCAGCAGCAAUGCAUCAGCUAGCUUACACGAUAGUGACUCUGUUUCUAGUCUCCUAUGUCAGAGGAAACAGACCCUAUAGGUCGGUACUUACUGUUAGUAAUGGUGGAUCCUGGGGCACAUGGGGCGAGGUUGAAAUGUGUCCAAAAGGCUACUACGCUGCAGGCUACAGUCUGAAGGUUGAAGACCCAAUAAAAGGAGACGACACUGCCUUAAAUGGAAUUCGUCUGCACUGUGUCAACACACCCACAGGCGUAGAAUGGAAUUCAGACUUUGCCACAGUGAAGUCUGAAACCGGAAGCUGGGGUUUGUGGAAAGGACCGAAAUACUGUCCAUCUGGGAUGCUGAUGGCUUUUCAGCUCCGCGUUGAAGGUCAACAAGGAGAUGGUGAUGAUACAGCUGCAAACAACAUAAGGUUCCAGUGCAGUGGAGUUGAUGUAGAUUUUGUUGGUUGGGGCACAUCCUGGGGCGAAUGGGGCAACUGGAGUAAGUACUGCACAGGAAAGGGGAUCUGCGGCAUCCAGACAAAAGUAGAGGAACCCCAAGGGUCAGGAGACGACACGGCUCUCAAUGACGUUAGAUUCUUCUGCUGUGACUGAGAUGCUGCCCGUCAUUUUAACCAAACUGAUGUGUACCAAGAUGAAAACAUGAUGAACCAUCUCUUCACGUCUCUUUCUCCAAAUGUACAGUGCUCUCCAAAAUUAUUCUGAAUAAAUAUGAGAAAAAUACUUUA